Durotheca rogersii is the source of this 2137-nucleotide messenger RNA. Its product is annotated as gamma-glutamyltranspeptidase. The coding region runs from base 148 to 1806 and encodes 552 amino acids. Lineage: Eukaryota; Fungi; Ascomycota; Sordariomycetes; Xylariales; Xylariaceae. The transcript is spliced from 2 exons. The record is from RefSeq and is a predicted model, not a curated record.
GAUGAUUUCGCCAUCCGUGUCCGGCCCAAAGAGAGGUAAGAAAAAGGGGGGCUAGAGCGCACGUCGCUAACAGCCAGCUGGGGCUUCGCGCGAACAGCCGCCGGGCUCAACGUGACCGAGCCGUGCUCGACCGGCAUCGGUGGCGACAUGUUCUGCCUAUUCUACAACGCGACGGCCAAGAAGGUGUCGGCGCUCAACGGAUCUGGCCGCUCCGGCAGCAAGUACACGCUCGAGGCGAUCCGUAGCGCGCUCGGCCUCAAGCCCGGCGAGCGCGGCCGCAUUCCCAUGAAUAGCGUCCAUGCCGUCUCCGUGCCUGGCGCCGCCGCCGGCUGGGUCGACACCGUCGAGCGCUUCGGCAGCGGCAAGCUCUCCCUCGCUCAGAUCCUCGCCCCCGCGAUACGCCUCGCUGAGGAAGGGUUCCCCGUCUCUGAGGGCGUCGCAUACUUUUGGGACAAGUCAGAGGCGCAGAUCCGGGGGGCGUCGCUGAACGGGGCCGAGAUGCUGAAGAAGGACCCUGGGGCUACGGGUGGGGCGCGGGCCCCGCGUGCCGGCGAGAUCAUGAAGAAUCCGACGCUCGCGCGGACAUUCCGCACGCUGGCCGCCGAGGGCAAGAAGGGGUUCUACGCGGGGCGCGUGGCCGAGGAGCUAGUCAAAGUGGUCCGUGACCUCGGGGGCCUGCUCGAGCUCGACGACCUUGCGCACCACCUCGCGACUGGCAGCGAGCCUGUCGACGCCAUCUCGCUUCAGUUCCGCGGUCAGAACGUCGCGCAGCUGUUCAAAGACACGGUCCUGCGCGAUGGCGGGGCCGGUGGCGACGAGAAGCUGGACCUCGGCAUCGAGCUCUGGGAGCACCCACCUAACGGCCAGGGCAUCGUCGCGCUUCUGGCGCUCGGGAUCCUCGAGGCGCUCGAGGCGGCCGGGCGCAUCCCGACUUGGACCCCCGCUGACUUCAACACGGCGCCGUACCUGCACGCGGUCAUCGAGGCACUACGUAUCGCGUUCGCCGACGCGAGCUGGUUCGUGGCCGACCCUAACGUGGAGGCGGUGCCGUCAGCGGAGCUGCUAUCGCGCGAGUACCUGGCGCAGCGGGCGGCGCUCUUCGACCCGGGGCACGCCGCAGCGCUAGGCACGCUGCCGCACGGGUCGCCCGCCCUGCGCAGCAGCGACACCGUAUACCUCGCGGUGGCUGAUGCUGGGGGCAACGCCAUCUCCUUCAUCAAUAGCAACUAUGGCGGGUUCGGCACCUGCAUCGUGCCGCAGGGGUGUGGCUUCACGUUGCAGAACCGGGCGGCUAACUUCACCCUCGAGGAGGACGACGGUGCGGGCGCACGGCCGCCCAACGUACUCGCGCCCCGCAAGCGGCCCUACCACACCAUCAUCCCCGCGGCCGCGACCAACCUGCACGAUGGCAGCCUGCACAGCGUCUUCGGCGUCAUGGGCGGCUUCAUGCAACCGCAAGGCCACGUACAGGUGCUGCUGGGGCAGGUGGUUGGGCGGCUGAGCCCGCAGCAGGCGCUGGACGCGCCGCGCGUGUGCCUCGGCGGCGUGGGCGGCGCGUCGUGGCUGACGGGCGCGGACGACGGCGCGGCCGGCGCCUGGCCCGUGUACGUCGAGGAGGGCAUGCCGGCGGAGACGGUCGAGGGCCUGCGCGCGCUCGGCCACGACGUGCGGCUCGUUGCCGACAUGGAGCGCGCCAUGUUCGGCCGUGGCCAGAUCAUCCGCUGGAGCGUCGACCCGCUCGACAGCGUUGGCGUCUGGUCCGCCGGCAGCGAUCCCCGCGGCGACGGCGCCGCGUACCCGUUGUAGCCUGAGGGGAGGGGGGGGGGGCUCUUGCGCAGGCGCGAGGCCGUGAUGUCUCGAUGCUAGGGAGAGAGACGUGAAGGGAAAGGCUGCCGGGGUGAGAACGGCGACAUCCUUAUCUUACGUAGCCACGCGAUGUCUAACUUUUGUUACCGCCAUAAAUAAAGCGACUACGACCCCUGUCUCGAGACGGAAGUAUGUCAAUUUCUCCUUUUUAUUGUACGAGCCAGUCAUCGGAUUGUAGGAACUAUGCACCCCUUUGUAUAUUGACUGCGUAUUCACCACUCGUUGCUAUCGUAAGAGCAUGUUUCGCAUGCUGCUAGGUGAUGAAUGCCCG